Messenger RNA from Serendipita indica DSM 11827, 2157 nucleotides. The record is from the annotation of a GenBank genome assembly. NCBI's taxonomy places the organism in Eukaryota, Fungi, Basidiomycota, Agaricomycetes, Sebacinales, Serendipitaceae.
AUGCUCUGCCGCGCAGUAGCAGCACGUCCGUUUAUCCGGGCUGCCUCGAGAGGAGGUCCAGAUGCUCUCCGUACAAUGGCAACGUUGCGCGAGAUCGAGUUGCGCCUCAAGUCUGUGAGGAACAUUGAGAAAAUCACCAAGUCGAUGAAAAUGAUUGCCUCGACGAAGAUGGUCAAGGCCCAGCGUGCAAUGGGUUCUGCAAAAACAUAUGGCGAGGCCAACGCAGAAAUCUUCAAGAAUGUCACCCCCAACGAGCCGCAAAAGCGCAAACUGUUCAUCGUCGUCUCGUCCGACAAGGGACUUUGCGGUGGUGUUCACUCCGCGCUCACCAAGCUCACGCGCAGGACGCUCGCCGACCCGAAGGGCGACGUGGAUCCGACGAGUCCCAUCGUCGUGAUUGGUGACAAGGCAAAGGCUCAGCUCGUCCGUGCGCUCCCCAAGAAUCUCAUCCUUUCCGUCAAUCAAAUUGGAAAGGAUGUCCCUACGUUUGCCGACGCGGCUGGUGUUGCCGAUCUCGUCUUGCAAAGCGGCGCCAAGUACGACUCGAUUGUUAUUGUAUACAACAAGUUCCUGAGUGCCAUUGCAUACGAGGCGUCGAUGCGAGAGAUUCAGCCUCAGCCUACGCUCGAAAAGUCGGAUGGCUUCCGCAAAUAUGACCAAGAGGAAGAGGCGACGAGCAACCUCGCCCAAUUUACGCUUGCCAAUGCUAUCUAUUCUGGCCUCGUCGAGGGUCACGCUGCCGAGAUUAGCGCUCGCCGCAAUGCGAUGGACAAUGCCUCGAAGAAUGCGACCGACAUGAUUGGAUCUCUGCAGAUGAAGUACAACCGCGGGCGACAGGCUGCCAUUACCAAUGAGCUCGUGGAUAUUAUUACUGGCGCGAGUGGAAAGACGCUCGGUAGCGGCACAUACGCCGUUGUGAAAGAAGCCGUUCACAUCAAGACGGGCACCUACUAUGCUUGCAAAGUCAUCAACAAGAAGCUCAUGGAGGGCAGGGAACACAUGGUCAGGAAUGAAAUUGCUGUUCUCAAACACGUCUCCCGCGGCCAUCGCAACAUUGUGACCCUCCACGAUUAUUUCGAGACGUCGCACAAUCUCUACCUCAUCUUUGACCUCUGCACCGGCGGAGAGCUCUUUGAUAGGAUUUGCGCAAAGGGAAACUAUUACGAGGCCGACGCUGCCAGCCUUGUCCGCACUAUUGUGGGCGCAGUGGCCUAUAUUCAUUCCACGGGCAUUGUCCAUCGUGAUCUCAAGCCCGAGAACCUCCUCUUCCGCACAAAGGACGAAGAUGCGGACAUUAUGAUUGCCGAUUUCGGUCUCAGUCGUAUCAUGGACGAGGACAAGCUGCACUUGUUGACAGAGGUUUGUGGAACUCCGGGCUACAUGGCGCCUGAAAUCUUCAAGAAGACUGGACACGGAAAGCCGGUCGAUGUUUGGGCAGUCGGUGUCAUCACGUAUUUCCUGCUGUGCGGGUACACACCGUUUGAUCGUGAUACACAAGAGGAGGAGGCCAGAGCCAUCAUGCGUGGAGACUACAAGUUUGAACCGGUGGCGUACUGGGCCAAUGUCUCGGAAACUGCACGCGACUUUGUUCGCACGUGUCUCACCAUUGACCCGAACCGCCGACCCACGGCGGAGCACUUGUUGAAACACAAGUGGCUCGCAGAUGCCACCCCGCACUUUGUUGCCGAUCCGGAAGGCACCGGACAGCCUGUCGAUUUGUUGCCUCAUAUUCAGAAGCAAUUCGACGCGAAGAGGACUUUCCGUCGCGCGGUGCAUACUGUCACGGCGUUGAAGCGCAUGUCGAUGAGUGUAGCCGCAAAUCAAAGCGAGCUUGCCAAGCAGGUUAAACAGUACAAGGAGGAUGCAGAGAAUGAACAUCUUUCACAGGCCGACGAGAUUACAUACCAUCAUCAGGACGCCGCACCACCGUCGCCUACACCUUCGGCUGGAAAUCUUCCGAAGCAGCAAGAGGCGGCUAUCACACAGAAGGACGGGGCACUUGCUCCUCCUAAUACGGUGCCUGCGGCCUCUACCAGCGGUGUCGCCAGUUCGAAUGCGUCCCAAAAGUCUCAGGAACCCUCGACGCAUAGCGGUCAAGGCAAGGCCAGCCAAGAGGACAUUACUCGCGGGAUGCAGCGUACAAACCUGCAUGACUGA